AUGGCAGUUGAAGACCCACCAAACUGGUUUGGCCGUUUCCUCCUCCUCUCAGGCUUCAUAUUCCUCCUCCACUCGGGAUACUCUGCUAUCGAACAUCUCGCAUACCUAAAAUCAAUAUCCAAACAAGAAUCAUGGCUCCCAAUUGAUAUUUUAUUAGAAUGCAUACUCUCACUCGGCCUCUGCAUACUCGCAUCAGUCAUGGUGUCGGGCACAUUGCGGCCGAUACAAUUGGAAGCUGAAUUGUCUAAAAAGCCAAUGGACCAUCUGGAUCAUUUAUCGUCGUUUAGAACCAUGCAUCAUCGUGGGAAGGUGCUGUUCAAGUCGUCGUGA
Molecule: messenger RNA, 330 nt
Organism: Synchytrium microbalum
Lineage: Eukaryota; Fungi; Chytridiomycota; Chytridiomycetes; Synchytriales; Synchytriaceae
Exons: 4
Coding region: 1-330 (109 amino acids)
Cellular component (GO): early endosome; EMC complex; plasma membrane
Source: RefSeq, a predicted model, not a curated record